AAAGCUGCCUCCUGAGCCUGCGUGUGGUGUGUUGUCAGCAGUGCUGCGUCUUCACUGGUUUCACAACUGCCAACAUGCUGUCAUUCGCUCUGAAGCAACUCGCAAGGCCACUGUGCCGGCAAGCCCCUGUUCGUUUCAGUGUACGACUCCAGCAGUCCCACGCUGCCACCCGCACGGUGGACGAAGAUCGUCCCUGGACUGGUCAGGAGAGCCUGGCUGAGGAUGACCCCGAAAUGUGGGCUCUGCUGCAGAAAGAGAAGGACAGGCAGUGUCGUGGUCUAGAGCUCAUUGCAUCUGAGAAUUUCUGCAGCCGAGCAGCUCUGGAAGCUCAGGGUUCCUGUCUGAACAACAAAUACUCAGAAGGCUACCCAGGGAGACGGUACUAUGGUGGAGCAGAGGUGGUUGACCAAAUUGAGCUUUUGUGUCAGAAGCGAGCACUUGAGUCCUUUGACUUGGAUCCAGAAAAAUGGGGUGUCAACGUUCAACCAUACUCUGGUUCUCCGGCUAACUUUGCUGUCUACACUGCCGUUCUCAACCCUCAUGACCGCAUCAUGGGCCUGGAUCUCCCUGAUGGAGGACAUCUGACUCAUGGCUACAUGUCUGAUUUGAAGAGGAUUUCUGCAACAUCAAUUUAUUUUGAGUCCAUGCCCUACAAGCUAAAUCCUGCAACAGGCCUCAUAGACUACGAUCAGAUGGAGAUGACGGCCAAGCUGUUCCGGCCCAAGCUAAUCAUCGCUGGCACCAGUGCCUAUGCCCGCCUCAUUGACUAUGCCCGCAUCAAGAAGCUGUGCAGUGAUGUUAAUGCCUACCUGCUUGCUGACAUGGCUCAUAUCAGCGGCCUGGUGGCAGGCAAAGCCAUUCCUUCCCCUUUUGAACAUGCUGACCUGGUCUCAACAACCACACACAAGUCCCUCAGAGGAUCCAGGGCUGGCCUAAUCUUCUAUCGUAAAGGUGUCCGUUCAGUAGACAAGAAGGGAAAGGAAAUCAAGUAUGACCUGGAGGACAGGGUCAACUUUGCAGUCUUCCCCUCCCUGCAGGGUGGACCUCACAACCACGCUAUUGCUGGUGUAGCUGUGGCUCUGAAACAGGCACAGUCUCCCAUGUUCAAGGAGUAUAUUGCCCAGGUACUUAAGAAUGCCAAGGCCAUGGCUGCAGCUCUUCUCAGCAAAGGCUACACACUGGUAUCAGGGGGGACUGACAAUCACCUGAUCUUGGUGGACCUGAGGCCUAAGGGUAUUGAUGGGGCCCGGGCUGAGAGGGUGCUGGAGCUCGUGUCAAUCACUGCCAAUAAGAAUACCUGCCCUGGAGACAAGAGCGCCCUGACUCCCGGUGGCCUGCGACUCGGCGCUCCAGCUCUGACCUCCAGACAGUUCAAAGAAGAAGACUUUGUGCAGGUUGUUGAGUUCAUGGACGAAGGCUUCAAGAUUGCCCUGGAUGUCAAGAAAAAGACAGGAAAGCUUCAGGACUUCAAGAACUUCCUACUCCAGGACCCAGAGACGGUGGCUCGCAUCGCAGACCUGCGGCACCGUGUCGAGGCUUUUGCCAGGCCAUUCCCCAUGCCAGGGUUCCAUGACCAUUAGGCCAGUCGAUGUGGAGUCACGGGCCUGUGACGGCCAGGUGGCAGACAGAUGGCUGGGCAGAAGUGUGCACAGAGAAAAUGGAAAAAUGUCACGGUCAUGAAAUGUAGUCUGUGCCUGUGAAUUGGGAUGACAAGAGUUCACUUUUUUUCCCCAAUCAGAUCUGAAAAGAAACAUUUUUCAUACGUUUUGCUGUCAUCCAUCAGUCUAUUCCUCUGAAAUCCUAGCUUCCAGUUUCAGGUAAAUAAAAAAUUAAAUGAAGGUUGACAGACUUUUCAUAGAGCACAAAGAACCUGUUGCCUGUAGUGUGAAGAUCAUGUCAGCUGUCCUUACACCAUGCAUUUAACACACGUGUGAGGAAAAGGAACACAUCAAACCAUACAAAGACCAACAUUUAGCAUCUAACUCAGUAGUUGCUAAAAGAUACACUCAGUCUUAUUUUUGUAAAUAUUCGUAAUAAUCAUCACUUUUAUUUUUUCCAUGCUGAGAUUGAAAGUGUCACUUCCUGCUUUUGAAACCAAACACUGGUGGAGGCUUCAGGAGGUGAAGGGGGGGGGUUCUGUCAGGGAAUAAUGUGUUUAUUUUUGGAGCAGUGCUUUUUCUUUCAAAUAUGAAAAUAACUCAAAAUAUCUGAAUAUAAUUUUUUGGAAAGUAGACUUUUUAACCAUAGAAAUAACAAGCCAGUCAUGUAAGAUGGAAAAGUCCAAGCCAGAUUAUACAGGAAGUCGACUACUUCUUUCUCUUUAGAUGAAGAAUAAUUGAGUUAAACAACACUACAAUUUUUGUUUUGAUAGGUUAAAACCAUAUUUCACACAUAAUAUAAAUUAUUGUUAAUUUAUAUUGGAGGAACUGAGAAUUGUUAUGUUAACACUGUUUCUUUCAGCAUAUCAUAGAAGUCAGAUAGGAACUGGUCUGUAUUUUGAUAUGACAAAAAGUUAUGAAUAUCCACAAUGAAAAAUAGAAAUGUCACCCUAUCAUUCCUUUUUUUUCAAUCUGUUUACAGAGUGUAUACUUUUAUACAUAUUUUAUAAAAAUUAACUUUGUAAUUGUCAUAAUUUCCAAGAUAUAAAUUUUCUAUUACCAUGAGUAUUGUGUUCAUGUGGGUCAUAAAUUGGUACCAUUGUCAUCGUUACCGCAUCAGUGAGGAAAUAAGAUUAGUUUGUAAAAUGGCACAAUUUGGAAACGGGCGUUAAAUAUUAUGGAGUUUAUUGAUCUUUUUAAGUGAACCGAUCAGAUACAUUGUCCAUGUCUCCACUUUAACAACUCUUUGCCAAAAUAUACCAUUACUUUGAUGCAGUGUUGAUUAAUCUGCUGUCGCCCUUUCAUCAUCUAUGCCACACUGUCAGCGAUUGCACACUGAAACUGUUUUGAACUAACAUUAUUUAACAGAAUAUUUUUUAUUAGAAGAGUCCUAAUAAAAUUUAAUAAUGCA
Messenger RNA from Melanotaenia boesemani (Boeseman's rainbowfish), 3009 nucleotides. It is a transcript of the gene shmt2, whose product is annotated as serine hydroxymethyltransferase 2 (mitochondrial). The record is from RefSeq and is a predicted model, not a curated record. Lineage: Eukaryota; Metazoa; Chordata; Actinopteri; Atheriniformes; Melanotaeniidae. Gene Ontology annotation, biological process: regulation of oxidative phosphorylation; purine nucleobase biosynthetic process; folic acid metabolic process. Bases 75 to 1580 code for a protein of 501 amino acids. Gene Ontology annotation, molecular function: mRNA regulatory element binding translation repressor activity; mRNA 5'-UTR binding; cobalt ion binding. Gene Ontology annotation, cellular component: mitochondrial inner membrane; cytosol; nucleus. The transcript has 12 exons.